Messenger RNA from Entrophospora sp. SA101, 303 nucleotides. NCBI's taxonomy places the organism in Eukaryota, Fungi, Glomeromycota, Glomeromycetes, Entrophosporales, Entrophosporaceae. The record is from the annotation of a GenBank genome assembly.
AUGGAUUUUGCAGCUAGAAAUGCUGUUAAUUUAAGUGUAUUAAAACGACACGACGAAUACAUUGUUGAAAUUAUUGACACUUCUAGUCAUGUUGUAGUUUAUUUAUUUGAUCGUGACCAAUCUACAUGGACAAAGAAAGGUGUAGAAGGAACAAUAUCCAUACAACCAGUUUUUGGAUUUAUAGUGAUGAAUCGACUUGGCCUUGACAAUUUCAUGGCACCUCUAGUAGACAAUAUGGAUCUAGAAUUUAAAGACGAAUAUAUAAUAUAUCGUACAGAUGAUGGUAUAGUUGAAAGAAUUUGA